Messenger RNA from Penicillium crustosum, 1334 nucleotides. RefSeq lists its product as uncharacterized. Bases 102 to 1142 code for a protein of 346 amino acids. The transcript has 5 exons. NCBI's taxonomy places the organism in Eukaryota, Fungi, Ascomycota, Eurotiomycetes, Eurotiales, Aspergillaceae. The record is from RefSeq and is a predicted model, not a curated record.
AUUAAAGACCCCAAACGGAGCCUUAAAUAAUUCCAAAUCAUUCAAACCAACAACUUUCUCUCGUUUAAUUAUACCUCGUUGUUGGAGUUGAUCCACCAGUCAUGUCUUCCACAGAGCAUUCCACCACCCCCACGUGGACGCCGGGAGACUUCGAGCACCCGAAUCAAGAGUUUCGCAGGUCAAUGAUUAUUGCACUGGUGUUUGCUUACAGCUUAUCCACUCUCUCGGUUGUUCUGAGGAUCCUGGCGAGGAAGGUGACGGGAAGCAGGCUGUUCAUGGACGACUACUUGAUUAUGGUUGCUCUGUUCUUCAAAUAUGCAUGUUCCAGUGGAGUCGUUGCUCUCUUCUUCAAUGGAUUGGGCUCACACAUCACAAUGAUCCCAGCGAAGAAUCUCCUAGUUUACUUGCAACUCGGAUUCGCCAACAACUUUAUCUACACCGGCUGCAUCGCCUUCAUUAAAUUCUCCAUUUUGGCGCUGUACAAGCGACUCUUUGCAGUCCGACACAUGACAAUUGCAGUGAAUGUCAUGUUUAUAUUCACCUGCCUCUGGGUUGUGGGUGUUUACGUUGCCGGUGCUCUCAUUUGCAUUCCCGCCAAGAAGUUCUGGGACCCGACCGUUGAAGGAGCCUGUCUUGACACCUCCAAAUUCUACUAUGGCGUUCAGAUCCCCAACAUCCUCUCCGACGUCGUUCUCUUGGUCAUGCCUAUGAGAGUCGUGUGGACAUUGCCUAUUCCCAAGUCCCAGAAAGCGCUUCUAUCUGGAGUCUUCCUCGUCGGUGGCCUAACCUUGAUCUUCUCUUGCUUCCGCCUCAAUGCCAUGAUUCACCUGGUUAAUCAAGGUCCUGAUAUUUCCUACAACCAAGUCCCCGUCAUCGUGUGGACCUGUAUCGAAGCAGCAGUUGGAAUCACAGCUGCUUGUCUCCCCAACCUCCGCCCUCUCUUCAAAGUAGGUCACCGCAACUUCUGGUCUCAGAUACGUUCCUCCAACAACAUAUCCGAGAGGACUCUUGUCAGCUCGAGCAAUGGUGGAGGCACUAUUACUUCCAACCACAAGAAGAGCGAGUCAUUUGCGGUUCGGCAAACUUUUGAGAUGCCCCGAUUUGAAGACUACAAGGAUGAGAAGGCAGUGGAGAGAGUCUAAAUCUGCGGACAUUUUGCGGAAUGGGAAGGCUCCAUGCGGAUUGCACAGGGUGGUCGGCGGAGUCAGGCGAAACAGGAAAAGGAAAAACUUUAGCACGCUCUUUUAUAUUCUUCUUUGUGAUACCUUCUUUAACACUAUACACCUUUAGUCUCCUUAUUUAUACCUUUAUGAGCUUAUCUCAAAAUAUUAUAC